AUGUGCAUACAAAGAUUAAGGUAUGCGCAAGAAAAACAGCAAUCCCUUGCGAAAAAAGCUCGAAGAGAUGUUGCCCAGCUUUUGGCCGAUGGAAAGGAACAAAAGGCGCACUAUAGGAUUGAAAGCUUGAUUAACGACGACGUUCAUGAAGAACUCCUUGAAGUUUUAGAACUUUAUUGUGAGCUCCUGCAUGCAAGGAUAGCGCUACUAUGUAGCGUUCAGGACGAGGCUGAUUUAAUUGAAAAUCAUGCGGAAAAUGGUUUGAAUGAAGCAGCCAGAGCAGUUGUCUUUGCAACUCUACAUGCGCCAGAGAUUAAAGAGCUGCAACAAGCCAAGGAGCUACUAACUUUGAAAUUUGGAAACGACUUUACAAGGACAAUUAUCGAUGAAAAACUUGGGGUACCCGACAAAGUGCUCAAAAAAUGCAGUCCACGUUUGCCGGACGAGGAGCUUAUUACACUUUAUCUCAAAGAAAUAGCUAUAACUUAUGAAGUACCUUUCAGCAAGCUUGAAGAAGCAUCACGCGAAGAAGCGGAACACGAAAAAUCGCCCACUCCUACUGAUUCUAGCUCUGAGGAUUCAAGGCCAAUAGUGGCGGUCGAUAACAACUCAUUGGAAGAUGGAAAGCACGCUAUUACGGUAAAAAAGCCUCGUAAGGACAGUGACACGAUGGGUUCAGACUUGAAGGUGCCUAGAGAUAUGAAGAAGGAUGUGAAAGUUAAAAACAAUAAGCAAAACGCCCACGACACGGAUCUGGACGAACUUAAGAAGAGGUUCGCGGCAUUGCGUAGGUAA
This is a messenger RNA of Lachancea thermotolerans CBS 6340, 795 nucleotides long. It is a transcript of the gene IST1, whose product is annotated as Ist1p. Bases 1 to 795 code for a protein of 264 amino acids. Lineage: Eukaryota; Fungi; Ascomycota; Saccharomycetes; Saccharomycetales; Saccharomycetaceae. The record is from RefSeq and is a predicted model, not a curated record. Gene Ontology annotation, biological process: protein transport. The transcript has a single exon.